UGUAAGCUGUACUGGCCAAGUAUGCUUGUAUGUAUAAGCUGCGCUAUAAAAGUCGGAAUCUGCAGUAAAUGUAUUAGACAGAACUGGACGAGUGGAACGAAUUCAAAUUAAAAGCAGCUGUGUACUGUAUGCAGCUUUCUGCUUCCGGUUCUGACGACCUUGUGCACUGGAGGAGCAAGUACGGCGUGGUAUUCUUGCUGCUGCUAUUAAGGAAACUGCGUAUAUGUAUCGGCCGCUUUCCAGUAGAUUUUCGAUGCUAGCUGAACUUCUGUAGCAGAGACACAUCGAUUUUUUUAAUUCGCAACUUUGGAAUACAUACUGUAUUUAGUGCGAUCGAUACCUGCUGUUUUUAUUAUGAGUUAUGAUAAAUAAUAUUAUUAUACCACAAGUGUUUUUUGUAUAAGAUGUUAACUACUUUAUACUGUUAUAAGCAUCCGGGCGGCGGACGCAUAUUUAUUUCGAAAACGCAUCGUGAGCGGACGCGAUAAAGUUUUUGCGCACAGGCUCACAGCUGAUUUUACCAGUUGGUCUAUUUGCGUUGCUGACGUUUAACAAGGCCCAAGAAACCCACGGGCAAUUCAGUUUAUUGCACAUCAAUUGUUGAUAAACUACACGAUGUUUAUCAGGUUGUUUGCUUGAUUUUGUGCCUGGCAAUCGCCACGGCAAUUAAUUCGCUGAAAAACAUCAAGUUCAUCAACCUUGAAAUGUUGUAAGUAAUUGUGUGUGCGUAAUCCCGUAAUUUCCCACAACCCUUGUCUAUCAUGGCGUUGUUUGCCCACACCACCCCGCAUCCCGUGUCCGUUCUCAAUGGAGGCAUGGAAAAGCUGGCACUGCGCGAUCCCGAGGCUGAUCUGACGCAUAGCCUGAAAGUCUCUCCUGUCAAAACGAAGAAUGCUGUGCCUAAUGGCAAGGCGCACGGGGAUCACGACAGCAGUCCCGUUAACAAGGAGCCCAUGCAUUCAAUCCUCAAGACACACAGCGCUGGUGGGGAUGACAAGCCAGCGCGAUCCGCUCCGGUGGAUGUGCCCAUGAAAAAGAGCGCCUCCAUGCCCGCGGCGUCGGGAACUCCCGCUUCGGCGGCGGCCGAUUCAACUGUCAUGGGCAGUUUCUCCUCUUCCCCUUCCCAUGGAAGCUACCAGGACAUGUAUAAAUUAUGGGGCGAUGAUCAGGAGGAUUCGUGCGAAUUUCACAAAAUCGUGCCUCCGGCGCGAAGGAGCCUUUCAUUGAAAGCACACAAAGCACCUCCUGAUAGCGCUGGUCCGAAAAAGAUGGUCCGGUUUGCCGAUGCCAUGGGUCUGGAUCUUGAGAAAGUGCGCCAUUUCUUUCAAGAUCAGCUACCCAACACUGGCGUGGAGGACACUCCGAUAUCCUCGCUACCGGAUGAAAAGUAUCGGCAUUUCACUGCCAAAUAUCUCACGCCCGCCUUUCCUCAGCCGUGCCUAUCCAGCUCCUACCUCGAUCGGGUGCGCAACCAGAAAGUAUGCGUGGAUUCGGUGCAGGCGACUGAUUUCUUGGUGACCGGAUUGGUUCGAGUUCUGAACAUUGCCUUUGAGAAAUCUGUGAUGGUUCGGUAUACGUUCGAUAAUUGGAAGACCAGUUUUGACACCAUCGCCCAGUACGUUCCUAAUUCAAACGAUAAUUUCUCGGAUCGCUUCCAGUUUCUGCUUUGUGCUCCACCCAGUUUCGAUAUUGGACAAACCUUACAGUUUGCGGUGUGUUUUCGAGCUGGUGGGAUUGAAUACUGGGAUAGUAAUUACGGGCAGAACUACUCGAUGAUCUGUUGUGCCGGGCAAGCUUUUACUGGCAUUGCACAGUCGCCUUCCUCCAAUACCAAUGCUUUCUUAUAGCCAUGACAGCGAUGAUAAAUUAUGGCGCUAAUUGAAUGAUUAUUAUUGAUUACCCUAAUCUGCCAAUUCUCUCAUGCAAUCUCCUUUGGAUCUUGGAUGCUCUGGAGUCUGGAGUAUAGCUCGUUUCGAAAAGUUUUCAGUUUGGCGUGUGCUGUUUUCAUCUUAAAUGUUUUAAUCUUUAACACUUAUUUACCGGUUUAGUGUGGGUUGUCCCCUUGGUUUCGGCUUGUUUGGGAGUGGCUGACUGUUUACAAAUCGCUUCGAAAUAGUUGUGAUAUUCGCGGUGCAGGGAAUGGCCAUAUUUUCUGAUUAUUUAUUAAAAUUUACCCGCUUUGAAGCAACUUUUACAACUGGAACGUGAAAUGAUUUCGUGCCAUUGCAAUACAUAUGUUUGGGUGCUUUCACUGAAAUUAUUUAUUUUCCCUGGAAUACUACAAUGCCUGUCAUAACGCUCUUUGCUUUCGUUUUUUGUUUCCGCUUGAAAAAAAUUAUAAGGUAACAUUGA
Paramacrobiotus metropolitanus is the source of this 2352-nucleotide messenger RNA. RefSeq names its product glycogen-binding subunit 76A-like. Gene Ontology annotation, molecular function: protein phosphatase 1 binding; glycogen binding. NCBI's taxonomy places the organism in Eukaryota, Metazoa, Tardigrada, Eutardigrada, Parachela, Macrobiotidae. Gene Ontology annotation, biological process: regulation of glycogen biosynthetic process. Gene Ontology annotation, cellular component: protein phosphatase type 1 complex. The record is from RefSeq and is a predicted model, not a curated record. Bases 762 to 1847 code for a protein of 361 amino acids. The transcript is spliced from 2 exons.